UAAAUUUCGUGUAAUUCUUACACGAGUAAGUAAUUGUCAAAGUAAAAAAGCUUUCGUGAAAGUGACAGCGAAGAAACAGAAGUGUCAAAAUAAAAGGAAUCUCAAUUUGAAAAUGCCGGAGAAUAAGGAUAAGAGUGCAAAAUCAUUCAAACAACGAAAGAGUUUUGCUACUAGAAAAGAAGAGGUUGCAGGCAUCAGAUCCAAAUUCCCAACAAAAGUUCCAGUCAUUGUGGAACGAUAUUACAAAGAACAAAACCUUCCAGUGUUGGACAAGACCAAGUUUCUAGUGCCUCAAGAGCUCUCUAUGUCACAGUUUGCUACUAUCAUACGGAAUCGGAUGUCGCUAAAAGAAAACCAAGCAUUUUACCUGAUCAUCAACAACAAGAGCAUAUCAUCAAUGUCUGUCACACUAGCAGAGAUAUAUCGAGAUGACAAAGAUGAAGACGGCUUUCUCUACAUGACCUAUGCAUCACAGGAAAUGUUUGGCUAAAAUCGUUGUAGUUUUUACAUCAUGUACAGAUUUAUAAUUAUAUCCCGUUGAAUGUGCUAUGUUUAUGAUAUUGAUGUCAAAUGUGGUCAUCAUCAUGUGUAAAUAUGGUCUGAUAUGUACUUACAUGGUCACAGAUGUGUUGUGACAAAUUCUAUUAGAACAAUAAUGUACGCGUCUGCAUGGUUGCAUGAUAUAAAUGUACGUGGGGAGGGCACAAAAUGGUAAUGUGUCUCCGACUUUACGCUGUUCUAUAUAGCUAUUUCCAUUUCCUUUUCAGACUGAAUGAUUAAGACGAUUAUGUACCUAAGACACUAAACUGUUAUACUUGACAUUGAUGUGUUUAUGAGUGGGACAUUUUUAUUGAAUAUCAUGUUAAUCCUUAAUUAGUUCAAACAUGGUCAGCUAGCAUCCUUGGGUAGUAUGCUUACUAAGAAUCCAAGGAUCAAAGGUUUGAUCCACGGAACAGGAACCUAACUUAGUCUUGAAAUCCUUUCUUCGGCUAUUUUCUGGCAACUUUUCAUGCAUUUGCACUCUCCAAUUUAAUAAACAAAGUGAAUUAGUUCAUGAAUAAAUUAGAUGUUAGCUAAAUAUGAAUUAAGAUUUAAUGCGGUAUCAAAAGUCAAUCAUUAAUUCAUAUGAGCACAUUAUAUUGAGUAUGAAUUUAAAUAAGAUAUUGGAGGAAAAAUGAUGUUGGUUGCUUGAUUUAUCAUUGAUUCUGUAAAGUCCAUUAUAAUGUUUGAUUGUUCUACAUUUUAUCUGUGCCUGGGAUCUGAAUUGUUUGCCUUGUGUGAGAAAAUGUGGCAAGAAAGGUGUGGCUAUGUGCAUCACAUCAUUGAUAGAGCACAUAAUUAUGCCUUUAAGCCAUUGAUCAUUAUCCCCACGCUUGUUGAAAAGCGUGGGGAUAUUAUGGUUAUCUCCGCAGUCUGUCAGGUUGUCCGUCUGUCUGUCCGUCCGUCCUGGCCACUAUCUCCUCCUACACUAUUCACACUAGAACCUUGAAACUUACACACAUGGUAGCUAUGAGCAUAUGUGCGACCCUGCACUAUUUGGAAUUUUGAUCUGACCCCUGGGUCAAAAGUUAUGGGGGUUGGAUCGGGCCGGAUCAGAUAUUUUCACUCAUUUUUAACCAGGUUUUUAACCAGGUUUUCCGAAGGAAAAAACUGGUUAUUAGAUUGGCGAAUGCGGGCGGACUGGCUGGCUGGCGGGCUGGCGGGCGGGCGGAACAAGCUUGUCCGGGCCAUAACUAUGUUGUUCAUUGUCAGAUUUUAAAAUCAUUUGGCACAUUUGUUCACCAUCAUUGGACGGUGUGUCGUGCGAAAUAAUUAUGUCGAUAUCUCCAAGGUCAAGGUCACACUUUGAGUUCAAAGGUCAAAAAUGGCCAUAAAUGAGCUUGUCCUGGCCAUAACUAUGUCAUUCAUUGUGAGAUUUUAAAAUCAUUUGGCACAUUUGUUCACCAUCAUGGGACGGUGUGUCGCACGAAAGAAUCACGUCAAUAUCUCCAAUGUCAAGGUCGCCACGACUAAAAAUAGAUUUAAAAAAAAAAAAACUUACAAAGGGGGUUAAUUUUGUUUGUUCAUUUCAAAAGUUCAGUUUGAGUUUUCUCCCUUUAUCAGAUUUUUUUUUCACAAUGAAAACCUGGUUUUGUGACAAUUUUGUCCCUAGUUUUAGGUUAUUUUACUAUAAUUUCUUCAUUUUUACACCGAUUCACUUCAAAUUGAUAUUGAACCUUUCUUAUGACAAUACGGUCAAUCUCAGCUAUGCAUGGCCCCAUUACCAGGCCUGGGGCACCCCGCCCACAUAGGCCACGCCCACCCAAAAUUGCCUUUUACUAUAAUUUUUUCAUUUCUACACCGAUUCACUUCAAAAUGAUACUGAACCUCUUUUAUGACAAUACAGUCAAUCUCAACUAUACAUGGCCCCAUUACAAACCCUGGGGUGCCCCGCCUACAUAGGCCGCGCCCACCCAAAAUUGCCUUUUACUAUAAUUUCUUCAUUUCUACACCGAUUUACUUCAAAUUGAUUCUGAACCUCUCUAAUGACAAUAUGGUCAAUCUCAACUAUGUAUGGCCCCAUUACCAACCCUGGGGCGCCAAGCCCACGUAGGCCACGCACCACAAAAUUGCAGUUUUACUAUAAUUUCUUCAUCUCUACACCGAUUCACUUUAAAUUGAUACUGAACUUCUAUUAUGACAAUACGGUCAUCUCAACUAUGCAUGGCCCCAUUACCAACCCUGGGGCGCCCCUGGGUCAAACAUGCGGCGUGGGGAUACGCGUCGGCCUCUGCCGCGCCAUUUCAAGUUCUUAUUGUAUGUGUGUAUAUGUAAAAAGUAGGGUGAGUUGAGCUCAAUGCUCUACACAAACAUGUGCAUUAACCCUUUCCCACUCAGAAGCAAAGUGAAAAUGGCUAUAUGCAAACAGCAUAAAACCAGAACAGCCUGCGAGUAACUCGCAGUCUGUUCAGGUUUUAUGCUGUUUGCUGCUCAUCAGUUUCUAAGGGUUGGAAAUGAAGCCUUUAAAACUUGAAUCUAGUAAGAAAGGUCUUUAAUUAAAUUUUGCUUUUUAAGGGACUGCAAAUGCGUCAAAAUAGGUAUCUAAGUGGUUAAGGGUUAACUCUUUCAGUGCUGGAACCGAAUUUUGAAGGCCUUUGCAAACAGUUUGGAUCCAGAUGAGACGCCACAGAACGUGGCGUCUCAUCAGGAUCCAAACUGUUUGCUAUUCUGAUAGUAUUCUUUGAAAAAAAAUCGCAGAAAAUGCUUAUUUUACAAAUUCAGCAGACAACAUUUUAGCAGACAACAAAUUUCCCAGCAUGCAAACGGUUAAUGGUGCAUAAGAGACGCGCUCUGGGAAAAUCAGGCUUAAUACAUGUUUGUAAACUAAAAGUAUCCUUCCAGAUUGGCUUGAGCAUUUUGCACAUGCUAUUCAGGGACGACACUCUUCGCCUUUACUAAAUUGUCUUUCAGAUGAGACUUCUUUUUAAAUGAAAAAGUCUAUAAAGCAAAAAGUAUUGUCCCAUAUUAACCUUUUGCGGAAUGUAGAGGCAUAUCUUGGACAAGACUCCACACGCAUGCAUGAAGCCUGGUUGUUCCAGAAAAGGUUUAUUUAUAAUUGCAUGUUGUCCCUAUCUUGACAAAGAUGAUAAUAACAAAUUACAAUUGGCAGUCUCAUAAUUGUAAUUGAAUGUCUUGCAUUAAAACUACAAACAUAUUUAAAAUGUUGUCCAAAAAGGUGCAUUUUAUUUAUAAAAGUUGUUAAUAUUUUGAUAAAACAAAGAUCAUCUAAGGAUUCUGUGACAUUUCAUAGUAAAAUCAUUGUUCUUCCAAUGGGCAUACAAUAUCUGUAUUAUCUUACUUUUAAAGCUUUUGCAAUAAAUUGAACUUAAAACACAACAGAAACUACUGCUUAGCUUUUUAAGAAUAAAAGAAACACCUGCAAACAAAUAAUUUAUAAUUUAUAAAUAUGAGAAUCUGUAUGUCUAUAUCAGGCACAAACUGUGUUUACAAGCAUUGUUUCAAACAUAAAACAUGAACUUGAGAAAUCAUAGUGAAACUUGUGCCUUGUAUCUGGUCAAAUAGGGACUUUCUUUUGUCACCUUUUCGAGUUGAUUGCUUUUUGUGAUAAAAGAUUGCUCAGUCUCUGUAUUGAUUGUAGUUGUCUCCCAUUAGUUGUCUCCCAUUAGUUGUCUCCCAUUAGUUGUCUCCCAUUAGUUGUCUCCCAUUAGUUGUCUCCCAUUAGUUAAUAAAUACUGAACAAACUUACGAGAUUCCAUGUUAUGUUUGCAUUUAUGUAACUUGUCAUAUGAUUAUUAAGUAAUGGGUAAGCUUUCAUAUGGUGAAACAGUAUGCAUAUGUAUGUAUAUCUACAACCAAGUGAAUAUUUUUUAUAAGUUGAUUUAAUGAUUUUUGAAAACUUGUUCUAUUUUUAGAAACUUUUACUAUUUUUCAGAAACUUGCUUUUGUUCCCUCACAGAAAAUGAAGAUUAUUUGUAUAUGCAUGUUCUUGUGUUGCUAACAAAGCUAACUAUUAUUUAGUUAGAUAAUACUUAAAAUACUGUUAUAAAUUAUAGGCUGUUGUUAAGGUUGAUAUUACACACUAGCUCAAGAUUAUGGGUGUUAACUUCAUGAAUUUUAUUUUGUUUUUACUCAUAGUCAGUACAAUUUCAUCGCCCAUAAGAUUUCAUGUAUUAUCAAUCACUUUCUUUAUCUUUGUUUUGUUCAUUUCCUUUAUCAUUACACUUUACGCAAAUAUUGUGCAAUAGCAAAACUAUUUUUUCCCAAAUGUUCUUAAAGGGACUUGUUCACAGUUUGGAAAAAUGACAAUUAAAAAUAUGUCUGAUUCAAAAACUCGAAAUAACAUGCUUGACUUAGAAAAAUGUUAAAAAAAUGCAUGCUGGGAAAUUUGUCGUCUGCUAAAAUGUCGUCUGCUCAAUUUCUAAAAUUAGCAUUUUCUUCGAUUUUUUUCAAAGAAUACUAUCAGAAUAGCAAACAGUUUGGAUCCAGUCUCAUCUGGAUCCAAACUGUUUGCAAAGGCCUUUAAAAUUCGGUUCCCGCACUGAAAGGGUUAAACAAAUAUGUGUUCACUCAUUGAUAAUCAUCAAUGGAAUUUUUUUUUUACAAUUUAAUAUUUUGAAUAGAUAAUUUUGCAAAAAUCUGAAUUACAUUGUUUUCACUAUGUUUCAAAUUCAAAAGAUGUAUAAAAUUCAUGGUGUAUUGGUGAAAGGUUUGCUUUUUCUUAAAGUCCCUGGUUUGAUCCUCAGGACAGGAACCUUUUUUAUUUGGUCUUUUUUUUAGUUUUUUUUUAGUUAUUUGAAACUGUUCCAAAAAGUAACCUUUUGUAUGGAAAUUAAUUUUAUUUAUAUUUGUCAAAAAAUACAAAAAUCUGUGAACAAUUCCCAUUUAAAGAAUAAACAAUUUGUGUUAUUUAAAUGUAUUUUAAAUUGAAUACUUCUAUUUUCUCAAUCUUGUAUUUUGUAGGUUUAAAUAUUAAUAUGUGAUCACACUUGCUUUGCAUUCUGUCCUAUCAUUUUGUUUGGGGACUUUGUUUUGAGUUUGUUUUAAUGUUACAUGACUUUGGUCAGAUGUCUGUGAUAAGAAUAAAAUGAGCAGUGCUCUGUGAAAAAGGGGCUAAAUGCAUGUGCGUAAAGUAUCGUCCCAGAUUAGUCUGUGCAGGUUGCACAGGCUAAUCAGGGAUGACACUUUCCGCCUAAACUAGAUUUUCGCUAAGAAGAGACUUUCUUUAAACAGAAAAUAUAAUAAAAUUGGGAAGUGUUGUUCCUGAUUAGCCUGCGCAGACUUUACAGGCUAAUUUGGGAUGAAACUUUACACAUAAGCAUUUAACCCCCUUUUCACAGAGCAUGGCACAAAUAUAUUUGGAGAAGUUUUGGUAUACACAAUGUUCAACUGUAUGUUUAGUAGUUGAAUAAAGGUUGUAAUUAACUGCAUUUAGUAAUUAUAAAUCAGUAGAGCAAUUGUUGUAUGUGUUAAGUAUUGCUUCUGUGUGAAAUGUGAUAUCAUUAUAUUGAUGCAAAUGGAUAUUCAUAAAAAAUGUGCAAAAACUUGUGAAAUGUCAUAGAUUAUUUGUAUAUUUUGUCUGCAUUAUAAAAAAAAUAUUAUGGA
Molecule: messenger RNA, 6102 nt
Organism: Dreissena polymorpha
Lineage: Eukaryota; Metazoa; Mollusca; Bivalvia; Myida; Dreissenidae
Product: microtubule-associated proteins 1A/1B light chain 3C-like
Exons: 4
Coding region: 113-490 (125 amino acids)
Biological process (GO): cellular response to nitrogen starvation; autophagosome assembly; autophagy of mitochondrion
Cellular component (GO): autophagosome; cytosol; autophagosome membrane
Molecular function (GO): ubiquitin protein ligase binding
Source: RefSeq, a predicted model, not a curated record